This is a messenger RNA of Manihot esculenta (cassava), 1532 nucleotides long. RefSeq names its product probable nucleoredoxin 2. The record is from RefSeq and is a predicted model, not a curated record. The coding region runs from base 134 to 1339 and encodes 401 amino acids. The transcript has 4 exons. NCBI's taxonomy places the organism in Eukaryota, Viridiplantae, Streptophyta, Magnoliopsida, Malpighiales, Euphorbiaceae.
UUAGAAGACUGCAGGAAUCUGAAGCAGCAGGCGGGUGAAGCCAAAACAAACGGGGACGUUGAGUCUAACAUUUCAAGCAAUAGAUUCCUUUCCCUUUUGGCCUCCAAAGAUCGCAACUUUCUUAUCUCUCCUGAUGGAACUCAGUGGAUAUGUGCUCGUCGGUGCUGAUUCUCAUGACCUACACGUGACAAGCAUGUAUGCAGUCUUAAUCAGGGUGGAAGUUUCUGAGCUUGAAGGCAAGGUCGUUGGCCUCUACUUCUCAGCUAACUGGUACCCACCAUGUAGAAACUUCACGGCGAUUCUAAUUGAUGUACAUGAGCAGCUAAAGAGCAAUAGGUCUAAAUUUGAGCUUGUGUUUGUGUCGUCUGAUGAGAACUUAGAAGCUUUCAACGACUAUCGAGCACUGAUGCCUUGGCUUUCCAUUCCAUUUUCUGAUGUGGAGACCAAGAAAGCCUUGGACCGUAAAUUCAACAUUGAAGGUGUUCCCUGUUUAAUUAUUUUGCAGCCAGAGGAUGAUAAUGAUGAGGCAACCUUGCAUGAUGGGGUUGAAAUCCUUUAUCGAUUCGGAGUCCAAGCUUUCCCAUUUACUAAACAGAGACUCGAGGAAUUGGAGUUGCAAGAAAGGCAAAAGCAUGAGCGCCAGACACUGACCAAUUUACUCGCAGACCAUGACAGAGACUAUCUCUUCGGUCAUCCUGCACCUAAACAGGUGCCAAUUGAUUCAUUAAUGGGGAAAACAAUUGGACUUUUCUUCUCAGCCCAGUGGUGUAAUCCAGGCGUCAAGUUCACUCCCAAGCUUGUCUCCAUUUACCACAAGAUCAAGCAGAUGCUGAUUCUAAAUGAUAAUGAUGAGGAUUUUGAGAUUGUGUUUGUGUCAAAUGAUUGGGAUCAAUCAGGAUUCAACUCUUACUUCAAUACCAUGCCAUGGCUGGCAUUACCCUUUGGAGAACCAACCGCUAAAAACUUAGCCAAAUAUUUUGAUGUGAGAGGCAUCCCUUGUUUGAUAAUCUUAGGCCCUGAUGGUAAAACUAUUACCAAACAUGGCAGAAACUUAAUCAACUUGUACCAAGAAAAUGCUUACCCUUUCACCGAAGCAAAAGUUGACUUGCUAGAGAAACAGAUGGAUGAAGAGGCUAAAAACUUGCCGAGAUCAGAGUACCAUGCAGGGCAUAAGCAUGAGCUCACUUUGGUAUCCCAAGAAACUGGAGGAGGUCCUUUUAUAUGCUGUGAUUGUGAUGAGCAAGGGGCUGGUUGGGCUUACCAGUGCCUUGACUGUGGAUAUGAGGUGCACCCCAAGUGUGUUAGAGCUGUGGACACCAGCAACAUGCUAGGGAGAUGAAUAAAUUAUCUAGCUUUAUAUGUUAUGCUAAUUGUCUUCUGCUAAUUCAAAUUUGGAGUUGCUGUGUGUUCAUUCAUCGUCCCUUAGAUUCUGGAUUUCGCUUUUUAAGUCCAGUAUUAAAGUAGCAAACAGAGUUUCAGAUUGGAUUUUAUUAUAGCUAAUUAUUAAGAUGAGCAAUGACAAUUUCCUGAAA